Molecule: messenger RNA, 487 nt
Organism: Aplysia californica (California sea hare)
Lineage: Eukaryota; Metazoa; Mollusca; Gastropoda; Aplysiida; Aplysiidae
Product: protein LLP
Exons: 4
Coding region: 123-479 (118 amino acids)
Biological process (GO): dendrite extension
Cellular component (GO): nucleolus
Molecular function (GO): RNA binding
Source: RefSeq, a predicted model, not a curated record
CAGCUCUUGCCUAAUGUAAAUCUGGUAUCGGAGACCGGAGAAAAGAAAACAACAAGUCCAACAGCGUGUGUUGACGACGGCACGACAGGCACAGGGUGACUAUUAUAGUUUCCCAAAGCAAUAUGGCCAAAAGUAUCAGAAGCAAGCAUCGCAGACAAAUGCGGAAUGUAAAGCGUGAACAUUUUGCGAAGAAAGAUUUAGAUCGUCUGAAGAGAUUAGCUUCUAAAGCUAAAGAACUGGAUUUGGAUAAUGUUGUCACAAUGAAAUCAGCAGAAGAAAUAAAAGACAAGCCAUCCACUUCAACUUCAGAUACAGGAAUGGAAGUGGAUAAUACCAAGAAAGUUUUCAAGAAGAAGACUCAACAAAAUGAGGAUGGACACUACCCUCAAUGGAUGAACCAGAGAGCUGUCAAGAAACAAAAAGUGAAAGUUGCCAAAUUGAAAACAAAAAAGAAAAUCGGAAAGAAAAUAAAAUGGUGACCAAACUA